This is a messenger RNA of Xyrauchen texanus (razorback sucker), 1022 nucleotides long. RefSeq names its product proteasome subunit alpha type-5. Gene Ontology annotation, biological process: proteasome-mediated ubiquitin-dependent protein catabolic process. NCBI's taxonomy places the organism in Eukaryota, Metazoa, Chordata, Actinopteri, Cypriniformes, Catostomidae. Bases 72 to 797 code for a protein of 241 amino acids. The record is from RefSeq and is a predicted model, not a curated record. Gene Ontology annotation, cellular component: nucleus; proteasome core complex, alpha-subunit complex; proteasome core complex. The transcript is spliced from 10 exons.
UGGCGGAACACGUCCUGUACUGUUGAAACUAGCGAACUCACCCUCCCACUGUUGAAGAUUUGCUUUUCAUCAUGUUCUUGACAAGAUCAGAAUACGACAGAGGGGUAAACACUUUCUCUCCAGAAGGAAGACUUUUUCAAGUAGAAUAUGCCAUUGAAGCUAUCAAGUUGGGUUCCACGGCCAUUGGCAUUCAGACAUCGGAGGGGGUAUGUCUCGCUGUCGAGAAGAGAAUAACUUCUCCUUUGAUGGAGCCCAGCAGCAUUGAGAAGAUUGUAGAGAUUGAUUCUCAUAUUGGCUGUGCAAUGAGUGGCUUAAUAGCUGAUGCUAAAACACUUAUUGACAAAGCAAGAGUGGAAACACAGAACCAUUGGUUUACAUACAAUGAGACAAUGACAGUGGAGAGCAUAACGCAGGCUGUGUCUAACCUCGCUCUGCAGUUUGGUGAGGAGGAUGCUGAUCCUGGUGCAAUGAGUCGUCCUUUUGGUGUAGCUCUGCUUUUUGGAGGCUUGGAUGAGAAAGGACCUCAACUAUUCCACAUGGACCCUUCAGGCACUUUUGUCCAGUGUGAUGCCAGGGCUAUUGGCUCAGCAUCCGAGGGUGCUCAGAGCUCUCUGCAGGAAGUCUAUCACAAGUCCAUGACGUUAAAGGAUGCCAUCAAGUCUUCUCUCACUAUCUUGAAACAAGUGAUGGAGGAGAAGCUGAAUGCCACUAACAUUGAGCUUGCCACAAUUGAGCCAGGCAAGACCUUUCACAUGUACACAAAAGAAGAGCUUGAGGAUGUAAUUAAGGAUAUCUAGAGCUGAACAAAGCUGUGCUAAGCCCAACUGAUGUUCAAUAAAGAAAUCGAAUGUAAUUUGUGUGAAUCAUCACACGUCAAUUGCAAUGUAAUGAUCUGGAUGCUUCCUACGGAUUUUCUCUUGUCAAUUCAAAACUUUCUAUGGUUCUGUACCAUCACAGAACAGCAGAUCUUGUAAUUGAAAUGGGGGGGAUAUUUGUUACAAACCACUGUUAAUAAACAGUUG